UCAACUCAGAGAAAGCAAGUGCAUUCAUUCACAUCUAUUCUUUCUGGUUAUCAUUUCCAAGUUUUUGUUUAUAUCUAUCUCAUUUGCUUCCAAUGGAAAUGGCAGCUUCCGUGAGGAAAUGGGUAUCUGAUAACAAGCUCACAACAGUGGGGACACUGUGGGGUUCAACUUUGGCAGCUUCCUUUGCUUAUAACUGUGCAAGGCCCUCAAUGAAAACCAGCCUCAGACUCAUACAUGCUAGAAUACACGCACAGGGCAUUACUCUGGCUGCAUUAUCUGCUGCAGCUCUUCUGCAUUUGUACGAGCAGAAUGUUGAGGAGAAAAAAUUGAAGUAAACCCCUCCCAUUGUUUAGAUCCCACGUAUCUCAUAGUCCUACUUAUAGAUCACUAUAGUCUUAGUAUCUCUUCAUAUAUUCUAAUGUUUAAGAGCUCUUAAUCAAAAUGAUCAUGGUGAUAAGUACCGAGUGUCUGCGUUUUCUGUUUUAUACAGAAUGUACAGCUUGCAGUUACUUAUUAAUAAAAAUCACAUAGUGGGUAUUUAAAA
Messenger RNA from Cryptomeria japonica (Japanese cedar), 544 nucleotides. RefSeq lists its product as uncharacterized. Gene Ontology annotation, cellular component: mitochondrial inner membrane. The coding region runs from base 93 to 335 and encodes 80 amino acids. Gene Ontology annotation, biological process: mitochondrial respiratory chain complex IV assembly. The record is from RefSeq and is a predicted model, not a curated record. Lineage: Eukaryota; Viridiplantae; Streptophyta; Pinopsida; Cupressales; Cupressaceae. The transcript is spliced from 2 exons.